Symbiodinium sp. CCMP2592 is the source of this 2574-nucleotide messenger RNA. NCBI's taxonomy places the organism in Eukaryota, Dinophyceae, Suessiales, Symbiodiniaceae. The record is from the annotation of a GenBank genome assembly.
AUGAGUGCCAUGCUGGUCUUCACAUCGCUGCUGCUCUUGGUGAGCGGCCACCGUGUCAUCGGCUUGCGAAAAGGCUUGGAAUGGAAGGGACUCAGGGCCAGGGCGCAGGAUGUAGCACAGGGUAGUAUAAGAGCUUGUUGCGCAGAAGAGCUUCGAAUAUUCAAGAGGAGCAUACAGCACAGUUGCGAGCAGGACCAGAAAAAUGGGAAGACGGUCUCUGAGGGAGGCUGCGAAGCCGAGGCAGAAGCUGUUGUCAACGAUGGGGACUACGAGGUCUGGAGCCAGGGCUUGUUGAAGUGCGAUCCGGAGAAGACGCACCUCUUGCUCUGGAGUGGCUAUGAAGAUGAAGAGCGUGAAGACGUCCUGAGGCCAUUGCGACAACAAGGCGGCUGCGUCCUGCACAGCCAGGAGGAUCCAGACACCCGGCUCGGGCAGCUCCUGAACGCUCCCGGAGUGAACACUCUGAAGUCCUGCAGCUAUGGGAAGGUCAAAGCCUUUUGGGUUGGUGCAUCACGGCAGUUCGCAGGCACCUGGGCUGCGAGAUCCCAAAAUGUUUCUGUGGCGAUCGGCUACCUCAUGCAGGAAGGACGGUCUUACAAGACCCUCUUCGACACUGUCUUCUACAGAAGUGAGCUGAAAGCUGCUGUUCAGGCCUUCCGCGACAGGCUGCAGGUGAACAUCUUUUUCACGCACCCUUUCAUCACAUCUGGUGAUAUGCACGCGGCAACUUCCGUCAUCUACGAGAGGGCGCGCUUGCUGUCCCCAGUGGACACGCUGAAGUUUCAGGAGACCACCACAUGGCAUUACGGCAAUUGUGGCAAAGCGAACCUGAGCCUCAGAAGUUGCCGAAAUCUGCAGCUCCUCAAUCCUGAUGCUGCGGCCUUCCUCCACAACCUCGGUUAUGUUUAUCGCUACGGUUUUGGCGUCGCCCGCGACUUCCGCAAGGCUCGGGAACUCUUUGAACUCAGCAUGCAAAGAGGAUCCCACAAAUCCCCUACCAGUCUUGGAAGCAUGUACCACGAUGGGCAAGGUGUAGCCCAAGAUUUCCACAAGGCCAAGGAGCUGUACGAGAUGGCCAUCAGCAGAGGUGACGAAGAUGCCUUCAUCAUGCUAGGAAUCUUGUACGAGCGUGGUCAAGGUGCUGUUCAAGACUUCCACAGGGCCAAAGAACUGUAUGAGAUUGGCAUCGCAAAGGGCAGCUCUGCCGCUCACUAUGCACUAGGGCGCAUCUACCAGUACGGCCUCGGGGUUGCUCGCGACUUUCAGAAAGCACGGAAACAUUAUGAGACGGCCAUGGCAAAAAACGACGAGGAAGCCCCCUCUGGCCUUGGAAGCAUGUACGAGUUUGGGCAAGGUGUGGCGAAAGACUUGCACAGGGCCAAGGAACUGUACGAGAUUGGCAUCGAAACGGGCAGCGCUGCUGCUCCUUGGUUCCUUGGAAACAUGUAUUCCCACGGCUUCGGGGUGGCCCGCGACUUUCAAAAGGCGCGGGAGCUUUUCGAGCUGAGCCUGGAAAGGGGUUUUUCUGGAGCCCCCACCAGCCUUGGAUUCUUGUACCAGCAGGGGCAAGGCGUAGCACAAGAUUUCCGCAAGGCCAAAGAACUGUUCGAGCUGGGCAUCAAAAGAGGAGACGAGCAGGCCCCUGCCGCGCUUGGAGUCUUGUACGAGGGUGGGCUUGGCGUUGCGCAAGACUUUCGCAGGGCCAGGGAGUUGUAUGAGGUUGGCAUCACCAGGGGUCACAGUGGCUCGCGCUUCUCACUUGGGCACCUGUAUCAGUUUGGUUUGGGGGUUGCUCGUGACUAUAAGAAAGCACGAGAACUCUUUGAGCUGUCCAUGCAACAGGGUGACGCCGCAGCCCCCGUUGGCCUUGGAAGCAUGUACGAGCUUGGGCAAGGGGUCGCGCAAGACUUCCACCGGGCCAAGGACCUCUAUGAGAUGGGCACCGAGCGGGGCAGCUCUGCUGCCGCCUGUAGCAUUGGGAGACUGUACUACUUCGGCUUUGGGGUGACCCAAAGCUUUCAGAAGGCCCGGGAACUCUUUGAGCUCAGCAUGCAAGGGGGCUGGUCCAGAGCCCCCACCAACCUUGGAUUCUUGUACCAGAAAGGGCAUGGUGUAACAGAAGACUUGCACAAGGCCAAAGAGCUGUACGAGCUGGGCAUCAAGAGCGGCGACGACCUUGCCCCGGAACUCCUGGGGCAAAUGUACCGCGAUGGCCUUGGAGUCUACCAGGAUUGGGACAAGGCCAAGGAACUCUAUGAGAUGGGCAUCGAAAGAGGGAGCGCUGAAGCCGCCACUAGCCUUGCGUACAUGUACCAGCAGAUGGCUCGCGACUUUAAGAAUCCGGGACCAUACUCGCCCUCCAUGCAAGAGCAACAUCAACCUGCAGCUUUCCGCAAGGCCAAAGAGCUGUACGACCUGGCCAUUGCGAGGGGUAACACUUCUGCCAUGUGGUACCUGGCUCUGUUGUACAAGAACGAUCUGAGCUCCGAUGAGCUGGCAUGUCAAUGGAUGGGCAAGGCGAAAGAGGCCGGGGAAGGGCAAGCUGCCGGUAAGCUGGCCGAGUGGCGCUGCUGA